Colletotrichum spaethianum is the source of this 279-nucleotide messenger RNA. RefSeq lists its product as uncharacterized. The record is from RefSeq and is a predicted model, not a curated record. Gene Ontology annotation, molecular function: nucleic acid binding. NCBI's taxonomy places the organism in Eukaryota, Fungi, Ascomycota, Sordariomycetes, Glomerellales, Glomerellaceae. The coding region runs from base 1 to 279 and encodes 92 amino acids. The transcript has a single exon.
AUGGCGGCGUCCGGCGCCCAGGGCGCAUCCCGUAAGACAAAUGGAGUCAUCCCGGCCUCUGGCCAGCAGCCCGCUGCUGAUGCGCCAAAGUCCAACAAGAGCCGAACUCCCAUCGAAGGCGACAAAGUGAUUAUCCGAAGACUGCCGCCCGGCAUGACGGAACAAGAGCUGUGGAAUAACCUUGGCGAUGAGUGGAAGGCCGGGAACGGGCUCGUCAGUUGGCACAACUUCGCGCAGGGAAAGAUCUCACAGGAGUACGUGCUUGCUCCUACGGCUUGA